AUGAUGUUCUCACAACUUGCAAAGCAAUCAUCAAGGGUCUUGCCAGCAGUUUUGUGUACUGAUGUUGCACAUUGCAUCAUAAACCAAAGGUACAAUGUAAACGGUUUUGAGAAGGAACAAAAUCAUGGUGGUUGAAGGCGGGAUUGUUUCUCACUAUUGCAUUUCGUUUAAUUUGGUAAAUUGCAACUUUACUGAUUUUAUGUCGCUUUUCAGACGUAUUGUAUGUUGUGGUCUUUCUUUUUUCUCUUUGUAGAGUUUGGAAUAUGCAACAUAUAGCCUGUGAACAGGCUUUCUGUUUGGGGGAAGGGCAAAAAAGUUGGGAGGAGAGGGAAGGGAAAGGGGGAGAGCCUUAAGACAAACCUUUGAGGCCGCUAUUCCACCCUCUUGUCUAUUAAUUGCUGAUCUUCUGUCAGCAAGAUUGUCAAUUAAUGUAGUCUGUUUUGCAUGUAAAAAGGGGGUCAGGAGGCAACACUUGACUUUUACCUGGUGCCAAAAUGCUGCUUGUUCCAAUGAGUUCUUUCUCCGGUGGUAGAUUAUGUGCUGGAGCGUAAGCUGUGACUGAGCAAAAUUGUGGUUUUCCCUCCCAUUUAAAAGUGAGAGGUCAUGACAUGUAUACUGAUUGUCUGAGGUUAUUGUUGUCAUUGUUUCUGGUCAGUGGGAUUUGAGCUUGCAUCAGAAUCUGAUGCACAGUGGGUGCCGCAAAAUAGCAGCCUCAUAGGGUUCUCUACUGGCUCUUCCCCUUCCCCUCUCAUGAUUUUUAAACUUUCCCCAAACAGAGAGCCUGUACUGUGCACAGGCUAUGCAACAUAAUACAUGUAUUACAGCAACAUAUAGCUGAAACAAUCUCCGAAGAGUUAAGAUAUUGAGAAGUGUUUUGCUGCAAACCUAAGGAAAGUUAAGGCUGCUUUAAUGUAAAGAGCUUUCGGCAAUGGAUGUGAUUUGUUUAUUGGGCUCAUUUGAAUUUUGACUUUCAAUUAAGGUGUUUACUGAUUCCAAUAAACGAAGUGAAAUAGAGUACUAAAGUGUGACGUCACAAAAAUGACAUUUGUGAAAUUAUGGGAUUUGUCAGGAUAUUCUGAAAGAACAAUGUCCAAGAGGCCUACUUGCCAAAAAUGAGCAUUUCGGGGCAAAUUGUCUCUGAGAUCGUAGCCCAGUUAUGUUUAGACAACUCCAUACAAACCCUUCUAAAUUUUUUUGCGUCGACCCAAAAAAACAUUAAAAGGGUUUGUAUGGAGUUUUCCGAGUAUAACCGGCUAAGAGACAAUUUGCCCCGAAAUGCCCCCCAUAGAGGCCUUUGUCGGAGUGGGUGGUUCUUUAGUCUAUUGUGCUUUAAGCGCAAGUGUCUGCCUGCGCCUUCUCACAUGUGUAGUGUUCAUUUCAAGUGAUCUGUAAUGAAAUUUUUGAUUCUUUGAUUUGAUCAGAAUCUCUGAUUGCCUGAUCACAAAGACAGUGGCCAUAAAAAACAGUCCAAAGACAGUUAAGCUCAUUCAAAAGGUAUUACUAUUAAGGGAAGAAAUACACACUCCAGUCAAAAGACUCAUAUUAUCUUUAGAAAAACAAUAAGCUAAAGUCUACUAAGUCACAAUGCAAUUAUCUAUAGUUGAUGCACCUCAUUCUUAUAAUUGACUUUAAUUUGUCUCUACCCCCUGGUGUGCACCAAGUAUGAUUUCUAAGAGGAAUGUCAAACUGUGUUCCAUGCAAUUCUGUGUUUGUCCUUGUUUUCUUGAAAACAAUGUAUAAUGACACAACUAUUAGAAUUGGUUUUUGUGAUAUUUGGAAUAAUCAAGGUCUGAGUAAGUAAGUGGGUAAUUAAGGCAGCAGUGACAGUUAAAAGUAAUUAAGUGAUGAGGACUUCAUUGAUUCCUGAUUUUCCUUUCAGUACUAGGCAAACAUCUUAGGAGCACUAUGCAAUAUUGUGCAGGUUAGUGACACUGGGGUUGAGGGGUUUGUACCAGAAAAUAGAAGAAAAGUCAAUGUUACUGAGAAUUUGUAAUUACAUGUAACAACAAGUGCUGAAAAGAAAAUAGAAUACCUUAUUAUUUAUUUGAUAGAGUGCUCAACCUCAAGUAACUGCCCACCUCCAAUAACCCUCCACCUUAUAUGCAGAAAAAAAAAAUGAAUUAUCUCCUAACCUCGAAUAAGUGCCUACCCCAUACCAGCUAGAUUGAAAAAGACUAAGUUCUACUAAAUUAAGAGACCAAGUUUUGUUAGUACAGUAUUUUAAAGAAAUUUUCAAUGAAUAGUUAAAAAUCUGCUUUGGAACUCAAACAAAAUUACUCUAUCUCCAACAAAAUUACUUUUGGUGAAAACUUUGAGAAUUCAUUAAACACCCAGCCCAAAUACACGUAUUAAAGUGACCAACUUGAAUAAUAACCCACUCUCAAGGUGCAAAACUUUAGUGAGCACCCAGGCAAGGCACUUAAUCAAAUAAAUAUGGUAUUUUGUUUUGGGACCUCUUCAUUUGAGUGGUACAUGCAGUUGCGUUUUCCAGUAGGUGUAGUGCUUGAUUUAUAAACACACAAGCUGUUUUAUGAAAACUGCAUUGACAAAAUAGAUUUGCAAUUAUUGGGAAUCUAUUUUAUACCAAUACAGCAUUACAUUUCAUUUCACCUUUCAUUAAUUCGGCUUUGCUUUUUCAAAAACACUGUAUCCCAGCUCCAGGUUUUGUCCAAAUUACCUUCAGUUAAAAUUCUUUGUGCAUUUAAGAUAGACAAUAUUAUUUUGAACUACUGUGCAAAUUAACCUUUUAAAAAAAUAAUGUAUGAAAUAGCUGUACGUAUGAUCUGAAGAUAGUUUAUCUACAGUGUAUAUGUAAACUGCUUUUAAUAGAGCUUUUUACCGAUACAGCAGCCGUAUUGAAUUAAUUCGAUUUAAGGAGUAUUAUAGGAUGCCCUGGGGGCACGAGCACAUUUAGUUUGUAUUUUGGAGUGCUUUUCAGGACAUUUUUUCAUAAAGUUUUCUUAGAAUAAGAUUGUAAUGGGAAAAAAGAUUCUUGUGCCCUGUUUGGAUGUAAUAAUGAUCGCCUUUUUCUAGUUUAGCAUUAGAAAUAUGGUCUUUCACCGUAUAUUUCUCGGGAAAAAGGUGAUCAUGAUUACAUCCAAACACAGCACAAGGAUCUUUUUUCCCAUAAGAAUCUUAUUCUAAGAAAACUUUAAGAAAAAAUGUCCCGAAAAGCGCUCCAAAAUACAAGCGAAAUGUGCUCAUGUCCCCUGGGCAUCCUAUGAUACUCCUUAAAUUGAAUUAAUUCAAUAUGGCCACCGUAUUGGUAAAAAGGUGUAUUAGUACCCUUAUUUUAUUCGGCUGUUGAUAAUAAUAAUGUUAUUGAGGACAAUCACCUGUCUUUUUCCUUCAAUUCCCAAUUUAUUUUUGUGCAUGCUUCACAGCAGGUAUGUCAAUGCCAGAAAUUUCAAACCCAUUUAAUUUAUUGGGUGGCAACAAGCUACCUUAAACUUCAAGGACACUUUGGAGGAUUCUUGCUGAUCUCAGCAAGACUGUUCUUUGGAGUGCAGUGCCAACUCAAUCCCAGAAUUAUUUAUGUUUUUUCAGUUAAACCUCCAGGUCUUCAGAGUAGUACCCAGUGUUCCAAAACAAAAGGGGCAACUAUUACACCUUCAUCUUCCACAAGUAGUAUCUUCAUGCCAGAUGAAGAUACUAAGUCUUGUUGA
Molecule: messenger RNA, 3665 nt
Organism: Porites lobata
Lineage: Eukaryota; Metazoa; Cnidaria; Anthozoa; Scleractinia; Poritidae
Source: the annotation of a GenBank genome assembly